CUUUGCUCUCGGGGCCUGGGGGCAGACAGCUGCUCUCCCCCAGCCAGGUUCCUUCCUCCAAGGAAAGGCUGCGGAGCCCUGGAACAUCUGCCAGCGUGCAAGGGCCCUGACACAAAGCCCUCGAUUGUGCUCCCAUGAAUGCCUCGGCUGUCUCUCCGGGCAGGGCAGGGCAAGCCUCACUGGGGCCCGGCCAGCAUCUCUCUGCAGCCCCCCUUCCCUCCACCCACUAGGUAGUCUGAGUUUCACCUCCACAUGCCUCUGCCCAGGCUGGGAAUCCGGGGGCACUGCUCACCUGGCUCUCCUGGGCACCUUCUUGAGUUUCUAACGGGGAGCUUUGGAAUUGCAAAGCCUCGACUCACUUCAAGGAAAAGGGAGAUCUGGCAUGGAGGAGCAGGCCGUGGCCCACAACACCACUCUCAAUGCAGAAAAGCCCCCUCCAGUGGAAUCCCACAACCCCUCCAGGAUAUUUGGGGCCACCCUCUCCAUUCUGUUGACCUGUGGAAUUAUCUGCAUCAUGGUGGCAGCAACUGUCAGCUUCACCCAGGUUUCGCCCAAGCCUCUUUCGCAGGUAAUGCGAUUAAACUUCCAGAAUCAUCCGGGAUCCUCGAUCAACCAGUCAGUGGUGGUCAGCAAGGCCAAGAAAACCAUCACCUACUACCUCACGUCUUCCGGAAAUCAAACCACCGCCAUCUUGUUUGACUGCAAGAAUAGUUACGUCUGCUAUAAGCUGGCGGGACACAGCAAUUGUUACCUGAAGAAGAUGAAUGCCUGGGAUCAGGAUGCUGCCCAGGCUUCCUUCAACCUAUCAAAGCACAAGGAGGAUCCACCGCUGCUUCCCAGCCACGGUUCCCAAUUCUACCGGGAAUUCCUGGGGGUUGUGCCAGGGAGCCUGGUGCCACCAGCGGAGGCAGGAGAGGCUGUCCGGGCUCUGUGCAAACAGGUGCCCAUCCGCUGGGUUAAGAAGAAAGAUGAUCCUCCAAAGCAGCGGCUCAUCUACCUGUGCAUUGACAUCUGCUUCCCAAACAACAUCUGUGUCUCCAUCUGUUUCUACUACCUUCCCGAAUGAAGGUCCGAAGAGUCCCGGCUUUAGCUCGAACCGAAUCAGAACCUGAGGUCACCCACGUCCCCUCGUGCUCGACCCGAAUCCUCCAGCCUCCCAAGAGAGCCUCCCGCCUUCUCAUCCAGGACUCUGGACCAGCCAGAAG
This is a messenger RNA of Pseudonaja textilis, 1205 nucleotides long. RefSeq names its product BRICHOS domain containing 5 (gene BRICD5). NCBI's taxonomy places the organism in Eukaryota, Metazoa, Chordata, Lepidosauria, Squamata, Elapidae. The record is from RefSeq and is a predicted model, not a curated record.